Molecule: messenger RNA, 246 nt
Organism: Necator americanus (New World hookworm)
Lineage: Eukaryota; Metazoa; Nematoda; Chromadorea; Rhabditida; Ancylostomatidae
Exons: 1
Coding region: 1-246 (81 amino acids)
Source: RefSeq, a predicted model, not a curated record
AUGUGUUACCGCACUACCGGUGACUUCACCCAUGAGAAGGGUCUGAGAAGAAGGUUGCGUCGUCAGCUGAAAAGUGAUCGCGAGAACGAAUGGACAUCAAGAGCGAAGGAGCUUGAGAAGGCGUGGGAGGACAAGAACACGAGAAAAGCAUUGCUAAGGCAGUAUAGCGGCAAAAUGAAGAGGUGUUCGCCUGUCCUGAACACAGCCGACGGAGUCGCUGUCGGAGACGCAACCUUGGCCAUCUAA